GUUUGAACCCUUCGGCAGCCUCCGAUGUGAACAGAAUUUUCUGUACAGUGAGUUUUGCAAGCAUUCUACAACUUGGUCCCACUCCUGUAGAUAAGUACUGGUAGGCCCAGUAUCCCGGUCGACGGUCUGAGUAUCUGCCAUUUGGGCUAGCUGGAGAAGAACAAUACCGGAGAGUAUAUUUUUGUGCUAUCAGGGCCAGAUUCUCAGUGACUAAUUAACGGCUUUCUUUGUCAACCCUUUGCUGGCCUCCAGGUCUUCUAACUACCUUGAGGUAGAUUGAAAGAGUGUGAAAUCGAACGCCAUCCGUCACAAGCCAGCAUUGGUCCUGGGAUCGACCAGCGAUUACUAUAGUAAAGAGAAGGAAGAGUGAGACGACUACCUGGUAAGGUGGUGCCAGUCACCUGCAAGCAAAGAUGUGCAAAGGACCGAUGCACGAGUUCCUUCAAGCCGUGCCCAAAUGCGAACAUCAUAUCCAUGUUGAAGGCUCCCUCGAACCCUCCCUCCUCUUUACCCUCGCCCGCCGCAACUCCAUCAACCUACCCUCUCCAUCCGACGACCCGGCCUUUUCAUCCGUGUCAUCCCUCCUAGCCCGCUACCGCCGCUUCACAUCCCUCGACGACUUCCUGCACUACUACUUCAUCGGCAUGUCCGUGCUGGUCACUUCGGACGACUUCGAAUCCCUAGCCUACGCAUACUUCACGCGCGCCGCGGCCGACGGCGUCGUGCACGCCGAACUUUUCUUCGACCCGCAGGCUCACACGUCUCGAGGCGUCGCUUACUCCACCGUCCUCGCCGGCUUCACUGCCGCCCAGGCCCGCGCCAAUGCCGACCUGGGCAUCACAUCCGAACUCAUCGUGUGCAUAUUACGCCACCUGCCCCCCUCCGACGGCGAGGCCAUGUACCGCGCCGCGCUGCCGGACCUUUUGUCCGGCAGAGUCCGGGGCCUCGGCCUGAGCAGCACGGAAAAGGGCAACCCUCCCCAUCUCUUCAAGGAGACAUAUCUCGACGCCGAAACCCGCGGCAUAAACCGCACCGCGCAUGCCGGCGAGGAAGCCGGCGUCGACUACAUGGCCGAAGCCCUCACGGAACUCCACAUCCAGCGCGUCGACCACGGCAUCAAACUCACCGAAGAUCCCGCGGUCAUGGCCGAGUUUGUGGCCCAAAACAUAAUGGUGACCAUGUGUCCUCUAUCGAACGUCGAGUUGUGCUGCGUCAAGAACGUCGGUGACUUGCCGAUCAGAAAGUAUCUCGACCAAGGCGUGCGCUUUAGCAUCAAUAGUGACGAUCCCGCGUAUUUUGGUGGCUAUAUUCUCGACAAUUACUGCGCCGUGCAGGAUCACUUUGGCCUGACAAAGGAUGAAUGGGAGAAGAUCGCGAGGAAUAGUAUACAGGGGAGUUGGUGUGGAGAGGAAAGGAAGCGCGAGAUGGGCAAGAUGUUGGACGCGGUGAUGGAGAGGUUUAGAACCUAGAUCAAUGGCUUGACCGUGAAGGGUCUGAUAUAUUUUCGUAGAUCAAGACACGCAUACGGCAUACAAAUCAUAUAUAGUCAGCUCUGAAGCAGGGAAAAGGGACGGCUAUGCUGUCAGGUCAUGAGGUACGAAAGACCGAGUCAAAGUUUCUGUUAAAGGGGGUUAGACUACUGCAAGGCUGAGUUUCCAUUCCAUCGUUCCCAGCACAAGGAAUUGGACACAUGGAUACAGGAAUGGCUUCGUCAUCAAUCCACCAAUCAUCGUGUCAGCUGGAGUUAUUUUUGGGUAUCAACAUGAGCAUAGAUCGUCAGCCUGUCAAUUUGUAUCUUCAUCUUGUGUCGGCUAGCUUGAACUGCGUGAAGC
Exophiala xenobiotica is the source of this 1832-nucleotide messenger RNA. Its product is annotated as adenosine deaminase. Gene Ontology annotation, molecular function: adenine deaminase activity. Gene Ontology annotation, cellular component: cytosol; nucleus. The coding region runs from base 414 to 1469 and encodes 351 amino acids. NCBI's taxonomy places the organism in Eukaryota, Fungi, Ascomycota, Eurotiomycetes, Chaetothyriales, Herpotrichiellaceae. Gene Ontology annotation, biological process: adenine catabolic process; purine ribonucleoside monophosphate biosynthetic process; hypoxanthine salvage. The record is from RefSeq and is a predicted model, not a curated record. The transcript has 2 exons.